Messenger RNA from Trichomonas vaginalis G3, 4377 nucleotides. Its product is annotated as DNA topoisomerase II. NCBI's taxonomy places the organism in Eukaryota, Parabasalia, Trichomonadida, Trichomonadidae. Gene Ontology annotation, biological process: DNA topological change; resolution of meiotic recombination intermediates; sister chromatid segregation. The coding region runs from base 1 to 4377 and encodes 1458 amino acids. Gene Ontology annotation, cellular component: nucleus. Gene Ontology annotation, molecular function: DNA topoisomerase type II (double strand cut, ATP-hydrolyzing) activity; ATP binding; DNA binding. The transcript has a single exon. The record is from RefSeq and is a predicted model, not a curated record.
AUGAGCCGCUCUGACUCUCAAGAGAAACUCUCUGAGUCAGAUGAACAAUAUGUUAAGCUCACACACCGCGAGCACGUCCUUACUCGCCCUGAUUCUUACAUUGGUUCCAUUGAGCCACGUGAAUGCAAGAUGUGGGUUUGCAACGAAGACGGAAAGUUCGAAUUCAGAGAAAUAUCCUAUGUUCCAGGUCUCUACAAGAUUUUUGAUGAAAUUCUUGUUAAUGCUGCCGAUAACAAGCAGAGAGACCCUCCAUUAACAACGAUCAAAGUUGAAGUUGACCCAGCUCAAAACAGAAUCUCAGUAUGGAACGAUGGUAAAGGUAUCUCCACCCAAAAACAGUUCAGCCCUAAUGAUAAUUGCGAAUAUUACAUUCCAGAGUUCAUUUUCAGCCAGCUUUUGACUUCAUCCAACUACAAUGAUAAGCAAGAGAAAGUUACAGGUGGCCGUAAUGGUUACGGUGCUAAACUUGCCAACAUUUUCUCUAAAAAGUUCCAUAUCAACAUCUACAAUGCUGAUGAAGGAAUCAACUACCAGCAGACAAUUACAGACAACAUGACCAAUAUCCAACCUCCUAAGCUGAAGAAUGGAAAAGGAAAAGGUUCAUACACAGAAAUCUCCUUCUGGCCAGAUCUCGAGCGUUUCAACUUACAGACGAUCACAAAGGAUCACGUCGACCUCAUCAGACGUCGUGUUUACGAUCUUGCCGGUAUUCUUCCAAAAGUCAAAAUUUUCUGGAAUGGAAACCAAGUUCCAAUCAAGAAAUGGGAAGAUUACUGCAAGGUUUACCUCAAGGAAGAUGUCAAGCCAUUAGUUUGUGAAGUAAAGAACGAGAAAGGCUACACAUGGAAGAUCGGUGUUGCUCCAUCAAAGAGCCGUGAAUUCCAGCAGAUUUCCUUCGUCAACUGCGUCGCCACAUCCAAUGGUGGUACACACGUCGAUGUUGUCGUUAACCAAAUCACAAAAUACAUCACAGAUUACUUGAAGAACAGAAGAAGUGGCAAAGUCGAGACAAAGCCAAGUGUUGUCAAGAACUUCCUCUACGUUUUCGUUGAUUCUCUCGUUAUCAACCCAUCAUUCGAUUCCCAGACCAAAGAGAGAUUAACACUCGACCAGAAGAAGCUCAAAGACGAUUGCAAGCUUCCAGACAACUUCCUCGACAAGAUCCUCAAGACAGACAUCGUUGCUCUUGUUACAGAAUACGCCAAUUUCAAGGAACAGCGUAAAGUUGCCAACAUGAAAGGCACAAAGAAAGGCCGUCUCAUCAUCAACAAGCUUGAAGACGCGAACAUGGCCGGAAAAGCCGAAUCUCUCAAAUGCACUUUAAUUUUAACCGAAGGUGACUCAGCUAAAGCAACCGCCGUUACAGGCCUUGCCACAAUUGGUCGUGAUUACUACGGUGUCUUCCCAUUGAGAGGCAAACUCCUUAAUACUCGUGAUAUUUCCGCAAAGAAGCUUUCCGAGAAUGAUGAAAUCCAGAACAUUAUCAAGAUCAUGGGUUUGGAUCCAAUGGAGAAGUACGAAAACGAUGAUUCCAUGAAGAGAUUGAGAUACGGCUCAAUCAUGAUCAUGGCCGAUCAAGAUGUCGAUGGUUCCCACAUCAAAGGUUUGAUCAUCAACUUCGUACACUCAAUGUGGCCGAACUUACUCAAAAAGAGGAACUUCAUCACAGAAUUCAUUACUCCUAUCGUAAAAGUGACAAAGGGGAACAACAAGAAAGGUGCCAUUUCCUUCUUCACCAUUCCAGAAUUUUCACAGUGGAAAGCAGCCAACAACAAUGGCAAAGGCUACAAGAUGAAGUACUACAAAGGUCUUGCUACAUCCACAGCAGAAGAAGCCAAAGAAUACUUCUCAAACAUCUCCAAGCACAAGAAAGUUUUCAUUUACACGAAUGAAAACGAUGAAGAAAGGAUCAACUUGGCAUUCGCAAAGAAGAGAGCUGAUGACAGAAAGAACUGGCUCGCACAACUUGAUGCAAAUGAAACAUAUCUUGGUACAAAAGAUACACACAUCAAGUACAGUGAUUUCGUCGAUAAAGAACUCAUUCUUUUCUCUUCUUACGCGAACUAUCGUGCAAUUCCUUCAUCAAUCGAUGGUUGGAAGCCAGGCCAGAGAAAGAUCUUAUGGGUCUGUCUCAAGAACAACAUCAAGAACGACUUGAAAGUUGCUCAGUUAUCAGGUAAAGUAUCUGAACAAGCAGCUUAUCACCAUGGCGAAGCAUCACUCAACGAAACAAUCAUUGGCAUGUGCCAGGAUUUCGUUGGCUCAAACAACAUCAACGUUUUCCAGCCAAUCGGUAUGCUCGGUACAAGACUUGCUGGUGGUGAAGACUCUGGUUCUCCACGUUACGUAUACACCGCUCUUGAAAAGAUCACGAGAACAAUCUUCAUGAAGGAAGAUGAUGACUUGUUGACAUACAAUACUGAUGAAGGUCUUCCAAUCGAACCAGUCACUUACAUCCCAAUCAUCCCAAUGGUUCUUGUUAAUGGCGCUAAAGGUAUCGGUGUCGGUUGGUCAAGUGAAGUUCCUCAGUAUUGUCCACAAGACAUCAUCGACAAUCUCAGGAGAAAGAUGAAUGAUGAACCAAUGGUUGAAAUGACACCAUGGUACUCAGGAUUCACAGGAAAGAUCAUUCCAAUCCAAGUAAUCAAAGACGGUGUCAAACAGCCAAUUGUUAAAUGGGAAUCUCGUGGUAUUGUCAAGAAGAUUGAUGAUACAACAAUCGAGAUUACUGAAUUACCAAUUGGUAUUUGGACAUACGAUUACAAGAAAUUCUUGGAAGGUUUGACUGUCGGAGAAUCAUUGAAUCCACACAAGAAACUCGCAGACAGAAAGGCAGCUGCAGCAAAGGCAAAGAGAACAAAGAAGAAAGCUGCUGCAGGUGAUGACCCAGUUGAACAGGCCGAUGUCGAAGAAAAAGUUAAUCUCGGUGGUCCAAAGAUCUCCGAAUUCAGAGAAUACCAUACAAACGUUUCUGUUCACUUCAUCAUUACUGUUGAUGAUUCUCAGAUGAGAGAAAUCGAGUCUGUCGGCUUGAGAGAAUUCUUCAAACUCAAGUCUUCAAUCACUGCCACAAACAUGACACUUUUCAAUGCACAGAACAAGAUUGUUCAGUUCAACUCUCCUUUGGACAUCAUCAACGACUACUAUCCAGUGAGAAUGAAGUACUACGAAGAGAGACACAGAUAUUUAAUCGACGCUCUCCAGUUGCAGUACAAGAAACUCUCAAACCAAGCUCGUUUCAUCAGAGAAGUUAUUGCAGGAAUCAUCAAAGUCAACGGUGUUCCAAGAGCAACAAUUCUCGCUGCUUUGGAGAGAGGAAACUACGAUCUCUAUGAUGAUAAGGAACUCACGAAACGCAUCAAGUUCGCUGAUGAAGUUAUCCAACAGCACAAUGAAGAAGAAGAAGAACAGAACGAGUUCAAGAGUGAAUCGAAUGCAGAUCAUUUGGCAUUGCUUGAGAAAGGUUAUGAUUACUUGCUCGCAAUGAAGAUCUGGACAUUGACAAAAGAAAAAGCAGACAAAUUGGAUGACGAAGCCAAGAAGAAGAACCAAGAAUUGGAAGAAAUGCUCAAGAAGAAGCCAAUCGAUUUCUACAAAGAAGAUCUCGAUAAAUUCGAAGUCGAAUGGAAGGCUUUCGAGGCAAAGAGAGAAAAGACUCGUCUCGAAAACGUCGCUGAUGCAGAGAAAGUCAAUAGGAAGUCAAUCGCAAAGAACAAGAAGGCUGCAGACCAGAAGAAGGCCAAACAACAGAAGAAGGAUGCAAAGGCGAAACAAGAAGCAGCUGCUUUGCAAACAGCAAAUGGAGAAGAGCUCAAACAAGAAGUCGAAAACCAGAUGCCAACGAAAGAAGAAACAGUUGUUCAGGAAUCAGAUGAUGACAUCAUCGUAAUCAAUGAAGACGUCAAGAAACCAAAGAAAGAAAGAAAACCAAAGGCUGAGACAACAACACCUACAAAAGAAGGCGAAGAAAAGCCAAAGAAGGAAAGAAAACCAAGAGUUAAGAAAGAAAAGAAAGAAGGUGAAGAAGAAACAGAAGAAAAGAAACCAGCAGCAACAAAGGUAAAGAAAGAAACAACUGAAACAGAAACAAAGAAGAAAUCGAAGACAACAAAGAAGUCAAAUAAGUCUGCUUUCGAAGAUGAAGACGAAGAUGACGAUGUCGAUGUAGAUUUAGAGGAUUCUGAUGAAGAACCAGUAGAAACAAUCGCUUCAAGACUCGCGUCAAGAAGAAAGACUGAACCAAAGAAACAGGCAAUUUUGGAGGAAUUCUUCUCUGGAAAGAAGAAGGACGGUGAAGACGGCGAAGAAGAGGAAGACGAGGAUGAUGACCAGGAUGAAGAUGAUGACGGAGAUGACGCUUGGGAAGAUGAUGAGUAA